AAGAAAUACUCAUGUAUAGAAGCAGACAAUAAUACUGUCAGAUCUAACUUGGCAAUUCAUAGUGCAUUACUGCAUACUGACGCAAACACAAAGGAGCACAAUGGAAGGAUUCAAUGGAUGCAUUAUAUUAUAUUUGAUGGCAAUCCUGUCUGCCACAUACAUAGAAACUGAAGGAAAAAUCAUUUUCUCAAAUCCACCACCAGCAUAUUAUAAUGUGGCACUGAACAAGCCAACCAGCCAAUCAUCCAAGCACUAUGGUGGCACAACCGGCAAUGAUGACGGUGCCUCUUACUUAGCUGUUGAUGGUAAUACAGAUAGGGACUAUUGGCAUGGCACAUGUACACAUACACGUUUAGAUGCAAAACCUUGGUGGAUGGUUGACCUCGAGGGAAACUACUAUGUCAAUGCUGUCAAACUUGUGAAUCGUUUAAAUCAACAUGCAGACAGGCUGAGGAAUUUCAAAAUAGAAGUGAGUAAAGACACCAU
Messenger RNA from Owenia fusiformis, 486 nucleotides. The record is from the annotation of a GenBank genome assembly. Lineage: Eukaryota; Metazoa; Annelida; Polychaeta; Sabellida; Oweniidae.